Messenger RNA from Silurus meridionalis, 4043 nucleotides. Its product is annotated as solute carrier family 35 member D3. Gene Ontology annotation, cellular component: Golgi apparatus. Gene Ontology annotation, molecular function: antiporter activity. NCBI's taxonomy places the organism in Eukaryota, Metazoa, Chordata, Actinopteri, Siluriformes, Siluridae. The record is from RefSeq and is a predicted model, not a curated record.
CACACACACUGAGUUUUUUCCCUCUAAGCCCUAACAGUGCGUGGAGAGAGUGUAGAAUGAGAUAACAGGGCGGCAGGAAAUCCCUGGGAUUGGUGUCAGGGGGAUGAGUAAGUAUGAGUAGAUUUGGACUUUGGUGUUUGAUGCAGUAUUUCGGAGGAACUUCACUUGCCAGGUCUUUUUUGUAAUAUCUCACAUCUUCUCGGGCAGGGAAGGGACUCCAAUUAUCAUAGUAGAGAUAUAAAAAAUAAUAAUAAAGCGACUCGAAUUACCCAAGUGAGGGUUUCUUUUUAAUAAAACAUUAAAGAAGAUCCAAAAACCUUUCCAGAAGAAGAAGAAGAAGAAGCAGCGCACGAUGGAUGUGUGCAAAGGCAAAUUGCUGGGCAUCUCGGUGGCGAUCGCGCAUGGGGUCUUCUCGGGCUCGCUGAACAUCCUGCUGAAGUUCCUCAUCACCAAGUACCACUUCACGUACCUGACCCUCAUCCAGUUUUUGACGAGCUUCACGGCGGCGCUCACGCUCGAGGUCCUGCGCCGCCUGGGCGCCGUGGACAUCCCGGCGCCGAGCGUGCGCCUGGUGCGCGCGUUCGCCGGCGUGUGCGCGCUCUCCACGCUGCAGUCCACGCUCACGCUGUGGUCGCUGCGCGGACUCAGUCUGCCCAUGUACGUGGUGUUCAAGCGCUGCCUGCCGCUCGUCACGCUCGCCAUCGGCGUGUGCGUGCUGCACGACGGCGCGCCGUCCGUCGGGGUCACCGUGGCUGUGCUCAUCACCACCGGUGGAGCGGCACUGGCGGGUGCGGGAGAUCUCACCGGUGACCCCUUUGGCUACGUGACAGGCAUUUUAGCGGUCAUUAUCCACGCCUCUUACUUAGUACUCAUCCAAAAGACGAGCAUGGACAACGAGUACGGCCCACUGACGGCUCAAUACACUAUCGCCUUGGUGGCAUCGCCUGUGCUGCUCGUCUGCUCCCUCGUGAGCAUGGACGCUAUCGACAUGUGGACCUACGAGGGCUGGAGUAAUCCAUACAUCACGGGAAUCUUCUGCGUCUGCAUCGCAAUUGGCUGCGCCAUGAACUUUACCACGCUGCACUGCACGUACAUUAACUCGGCGGUAACCACCAGCUUUGUGGGCGUAGUAAAGAGCAUUGCUACUAUCACUGUGGGCAUGCUGGCCUUCAGCGAUGUCGAGCCCACCAACCUGUUUAUAGCCGGCGUGGUUGUGAACACCGUCGGUUCCAUAACUUACUGUAUAGUAAAGUAUUUCGAGAUCAAGAAGAAGCUUAACUACCAGGACAUGGACAAAACCGGGAGGGACGAGGAACCACCCGGAGAACCAUACAUUGAACCUCCUUCCAAACCCGACGGAGAUGUAGAGAGUUCAAACGGCUCCCUGACGGAACCGCUGGAGGACAGUGGCCUGGGUCAUGUGUGUGAUAAUAAAGUUGCAGAGUCUAUAGAGUUGCAAACAUCAGCACUGGCACCAGAGAGCGAACCUGGAAACCAGAACUUAAGUGACAAUUUUGUGGGCGUGUGGAGAUCGGUACGCACAUUAAAGUUCCUUAAGAAAGACACCUUACUGGACAAUAUGGAGGUGCAGAGUCCUUGAUGACGGUUAAGAGAGAUGCAUGCUAUGUUAAGACGUUCUCACAGACUGACCGAGUGAGCAAGAGGAAUGUUGCCUUUUAUUAUUCACUAUCUUAAACCUGGAUUUAUGGAGAGCUAGUAUUUUUUUAAAGAACACAUAUGAUCUGUUUGUAUGUUGCCUAAAUCAUAUAUUGCCCGUUUUUAAGAAGUUUCAUGAUGAGUGAUCAGUUCUCUCAGUGUCUUACAUGGCAGUUGACUGAUUCACAUAUAAGGAGUGUUUCAUAAAAAAAAAAAAGGAAGAAUACAUUUACGCUAGUUUUACACCAGAUGUUCAAACAGGCGUCACUGUUCAGUCAAGACAUGUUUGGUGUCUGAAAGUUUGUUUGGCAAAUGUUGCUAUUAAUAUGCUAGUAGCUAGCGUCUAGCUAGUGAAUCCUGUCAUCGAUUAGCAUGACUCAGCUCCAUGGUGUAAAAACUGUGCCAAAAAAACACUUUUCUCGUUCAUAUAACUUCUGUUUAAAUUGAAAUUCAGAUGCACUGAUAUUUUGCUUAUUCGCUCUUAGAAAAGUUUAUUUUUUAACUGAUCUUUAAGACUUUACCGGAUUAUUAAGGAUUCAUAGCUUUCAACAAGGCUAAAAAGCUAAACACUGUUUUAAGGAAACCUUUAAGGGUUUCCAAAGCGACACGAAGGGGGAAAAAAAGCUUCUACAUUUUCUAAACAGUGAAAUAUUCAUACAUUUCAUUUCAGACAGUUUAAAUAAUGUAAUACACUUUCACCAUCAUCCCACCGAAACUAAUUCACCAAUUCACCAAUACAAAAACUGACCAUUUUGACCAUUUUCAGCCAAAAGGUCACUGCAUCUGUCUCUCUUCCAAGGACUUCAUACAACAACUGAACAUCUGUGCAAAACUCUACUGUUUUUAUCAAAAUCUAGGGUUUAUCAAAAGUUGCUCUUUUGCCAUUUGGAAUAGUUUUAGAUAGUUUAGAUAUUUUAAAAACGUUUUUCAAUUAUGCAAGAUUACUUAUUACAAUCGUUUUUGUUUUUUUCUCAGUGCAUCAAUAACAUUUUGCCAUCAUUUCAAAAUCCCAAAUUGUCAAGGAGGAAUUAAAGCAAUUAACUGAAAGUGUACAGUUUUACAUUGCGAUUUUACAUUUAAAAAUGUAAAUACAGAUGAAUUUUAGCAAGUAAAUCAUCAAAAAUCAUAAAUUUUAAGUAAAAAUUUGAUUUGAACAUGAACUGGUGUCCCACUCAGGAUGUUAUUCCUGCGAUAGACUCUGGAUUUCCAUUAAAUCCUGAAUGAGGAUACUGAAUGUGAACAUUAAUAUAAAAUCUCAACUCUACUAAAUCAAACUGCACACCUCAAACAUGUCUUGGCUACGUUUAAGGUUAAAGAUAAAAAAAAAAAAAAAAACGGGAAAUCAAAAAGGAUUACACAAAUAAUAAUUGAGAUUUUUCUGGAAAUCAAAUCAGAAUUUGUGAAUCUGAUUUCCUGUCCAUUUUAAGCGUUUAUUUGUAUUUCCUGCACGUGUCGACUCUCCCGGUCUGGAUUCUGUUCGAGUUGAAAAAAUGUGAUGGAAAAAAAUGAAUAAAAAUGAAGCCAUGGCCAUUAUUUGCAUGUGUUGUGUAAAAAUAAUCUGAAACACAUUUUAUAUGGAAAGCUCGUCACCUCUAAUGAUUAAACAUUGUUCAGAGAUCUCUGCCAGCUCGCCCUGCUAACACUGAUGUUGAUGAAUAGUUCUGAAUUACAAACAGAAGACUGAGAUAGGGGUCACUGAACAUAAAAACAAUCUGGAUUCACUAUGAAAGAUCUGCUCGGGGGGAAAGAAGACAUUCCUUUAUCCUUUAUGUUGAAGUCUGUAUCAUUAGAGAAUGUAUUACCUCAGUUUAUAUAGUUGAGGGGGGUUCGGGUUGAGGGGAUGCGACCACCUGAACACUGCGAUUAUUUUACUAUCUCUGACUCAUACCAGUGUGCUCUGUUUAAAGGGAUGUCUUGGUGAUUGUAUGAAUGGGAAUGGGAGUUCCCAGACUCUUUAACCGCUUAAUGAAACACAGAUGGUUUCACUCUUUAACCUUUUUACCCUUAUAAUAUUGGCUUAUUGGGAUUUUGGGGCAGUCGACAAUGAGUCUUUGAGGGUUUGUGAAUGUAUGCAAGCAAAGGGGUUACACUUCCCCUUAUCACUCACCCAAAGUGUCAAAAAAAAAAAUCUAAACGCAAACACUGAAAGGCAAAAGUUAUUUCCAACCUUAUUUCAGACGUGUUGUCUCUGUGUUUAACAUUCUGGAUUAGAGGAAUUCUCCAGUUAUUUCAAUCUCGCUCUAAUCCACUGUAUGUAUGACACAUUAUCACAUUCCCAGGUACUUUGAAAAUAAAACAAGAACCCUGUUUAUUAAAAGUGCACUCAUAACUGAAGUCUAAGGGCAGUUAUUGAAGAGUCAGUAAAUGUUAAUGUGGAACUAAUUGCA